Messenger RNA from Cuscuta europaea, 2693 nucleotides. NCBI's taxonomy places the organism in Eukaryota, Viridiplantae, Streptophyta, Magnoliopsida, Solanales, Convolvulaceae. The record is from the annotation of a GenBank genome assembly.
CGAGGUCAGAACUUGAGGUUUAAACUCGAGGUCAGAACUCGAGGUUUAAAACUCGAGUUCAUGACCGCGAGUUUAAAACUCGAGUUCAUGACCGCGAGUUUAAAACUCUCGAUUUUAAAACUGUCGAGUUUAGGAAUUCGAGACCCAAAAUGUAGAGUUCCUGCAAAAAGAAAACUUCGAAUUUUGAGAAUCUGAAAACUGUUCUGAAUAGCCCUGAAGGUCGAGAUUCUCCUGUAUCAGUUUGAAGUCAAAAAACGAUUAUGCUGCAGUGUAAAAGCAUAAACUCUACAUUUCAUGUAGAGUUCUUCAAAAAUGAAAAUUUGCAGAAAUCGAAAAAGAGGAUAUGUUGUAGAAUCGGUUUUGAAAGGCGAUUCCAACAGUAUAAUUUUUACAGAUUUUCGUUCACAAACAAGAUUACAGGAGCAAAACUAUAUAUUGAAGAAAAAGAGAAGAAAAUUAAAGCAGAGCAGUUCUUCGUUAGAUCCAAAAAAUCGCAGAUAGAUUCAACCUGUUUCACGCCUCACCCUGAUACCAAUUGAAAGUCCCAAACCUUAACAAUCGAACAAUCAUAACAGGUAUAAAGAAGCAGAUAGAAAGAUAUCAAGAUAAACAAUACCUUUGGUAUAUCGUGUAAACUGGCCGCUGCUCUCCCUGGAGAAGGAGAGCAGUGGAAAACCAUAAUCUCUCUAUCUCCGCGCCUCUAUUCUCUAAAGCCUCGAACAUUUUUGGGUUCCCAUAAGUUAAUCUCCUUUUAUAGGAGAAGCUGGCUAACUUACGGGUUACAAGGAAGCUAACGGGCUGAUACACAUUUGUGGCCCGUAUUACACGUUUAAUUAAUAACUAUACAAAUACAAAGAUAUUUAAUUAGAUUGGACACCAUAAAAUAUUCCUAACAGAAUUUUACUGACUUUGGUAAUUAAGUACUCUACAUAUAUGUGAUUAUUACCGGUAUUCACAAUUAAAUACUUAUAUGUAAUCACGGUCAAUAUAAAUUUUAUCAGAAAUGCAUAAUUUUGAUAUUACUGGAAAAAAUUAUUUUGUUAGUCGUUGUAAUUUGCGGCUUGAAAAGUAUGUAUUAUGUGUUAUGGAUGUAUAAACCCUAUUUUGCGAUUACAUAGUGAUUGAGUACAAAUUUUACAAAUUAUCGUUAUACAUAACACAUUUGCAUGUGACUCAGACAAAUUCGCCCAAUUUUAUUUUUAGAUUUUUUAUUUAAUAUUGGCAUGUCUAGUAUUUGGGUUGCUUAAUUGACACAACAUGCUGCCAAAGUAGCCUCUCUUGUUGAAAUUAAUUAACUCAUAUAUUAAGAUGAUUGUGUACUUUCUGAUUUCAUGCGGAUAAUAAUCGGCCUAAAGGAAGUUUAUUAUUUGGCCGAAAUUUAAUAAAAUUUGUGAUGAUUAUGAAGUUUUUCGUGUGAAUAUUGAGUCGGUCCAAAGAAAGGCUUGAUAUUUGACAUGAUUUUAUUAUCACACCAAAAGUACCACUUUCAAGUCUAAUUUAUGUCCAAAGACAAGAUUAGAUGUUGCGCUAGGUAUCUUGUGAUGGGGAUUGCUAAUAUUUAAAUUUAAAGUUAAUUAUCAAAUUAAUUUCACUUCCUAGAGCAUAUCAUUUAUAUUAUUUUUUGUUCUCUUUCGGUCAACAAUUCUGCUGCUACAAUAUCUGCUAAUAUUAAUAGCAUCUCAAUGCUUAACGGCACAAAUUUUAAGGAAUGGAAAGAGAACGUUAUGAUUGUUCUCGGUUGCAUGGAUCUAGACCUUGCACUUCGGAUUGAGAAACCCGCCGCUCUUAAGGACACAUCUACCCUUGAUGAAAAGAGGGAGAUGGAGAGGUGGGAACGCUCAAACCACAUGAGUCUAAUGAUCAUGAACGUGUAAUUCCAUAAUCAUUCAGGGGCACAAUGUCUGAUGAGGCUGAUGCCAAAUCGUUCCUUGCCGAACUUGAAAAGCGUUUUGCUAAAAACGAAAAGGCGGAAAGUAGUACUCUUUUGAGCACUCUUGUUUCCAUGAAAUACACAGGCAAAGGGAACAUAAGGGAGUACAUUUUGGAAAUGUCUCACAUUGCUUCAAAACUAAGUGCACUAAAGCUUAUUUUACCUAAGGAAUUGCUUGUGUAUUUAGUUUUGAUCUCUCUUCCUUCUCAAUUUAAUCAAUUUAAAGUCAGUUACAACUGCAUUAAGGAGAAAUGGUCUCUCAAUGAGCUCAUUUCUCAUUGUGUUCAAGAAGAAGAGAGAAUAAAGCAAGAUAAGAAAGAAAAUGCUCAUUUGGCAUCUACCUCUAAGGGCAGCAAGAAAAGAAAAAUUAAGGAAACUGUAAAUUCAGGGCUUCCAAGGAAGCAUCACAAGGAAACUAAGGAAGAAAUUAAGGAAUCUAAAUGCUUCUUUUGCAAAGGGACUAAUCACAAGAAAAAGAAUUGCACUAAGUACCACGCUUGACAUGCGAAAAAGGGGUUGCCUGAGCUGCCGAAAACCAAUUGAUGGUGAAAGAUACAUCUAUGUCGGUGAUGGCAAGCGGGUUGAAGUUGAGGCUAUCGGUGUUUUUAGAUUAUUAUUAAGGACUGGUUUUUAUUUGGAUUUGAAAGAGACAUUUUUUGUGCCGACAUUUAGGCGGAAUUUAAUUUCAAUUUCUGCAUUGGACAAAUUUGGUUAUUCUUGUUCAUUUGGAAAUAGUCAGUUCACUCUAUUUCAAGAUUCAAAA